Molecule: messenger RNA, 723 nt
Organism: Oikopleura dioica
Lineage: Eukaryota; Metazoa; Chordata; Appendicularia; Copelata; Oikopleuridae
Source: the annotation of a GenBank genome assembly
AUGAUUCUUACUCAAAGAAAGCUCAAAAAGGCAACGAUAUGUUACGUAACAGUUUCGUCCCUCUCCAUUGCCUUUCAUGUUUUGAUAUUCACACUCACAACGAUAGCUUCUGGCUGCGUCUCUGGAAUCGGAAAUUGCCCGAAAACGCCGUUUCCUCUCAUCGGCCAUGGUAUUUGGUGUGGAGCUGGCGGCUUUUUAUGCUCGGCGAUUUGUAUUCUUCUCGCUAGCGACAAAACAAAGUCAAAGCGCAGCUUGAAAAUGAUCCUCCUUGUUGGCAGCGUCUUCAUGAUCAUGUUCAGCUCAUUCGGCUCAAUUGCUGAUGGAUAUGGAUGUUUGAUGCUCUUGACUUGCUUCGAUUGCGCGCUCUUCAAAAGCCAAAUUUCAACGAUCCUGUUUUUGCUGCUGUUUUUGGAGUGCAUAGUUCUCCUGACUCUCUCCGUCCUCUCCUUCGUCAUGACUCUCCUCAACGGCCAAGACAUCCUCCCUCUUUCGAUAGUCAAAGCCCCAAAAAUCAUCAAAACGUCUCGCCAAAAACGAAAACUUCGCCGAUCUCAAGAUCCAACAGAGCCCGCCGACUGGACCUGUUCCUACCUCAACCCAAAUCCACUGCCACAGAGAAUGGAUUUUAGCACUUCUUAUCACCGAUCGCACAGUCGGAUCGAUUUGGAUUAUUCUCAUUGUCCGACUUUGGAGGUCGGCAAUGUCUCCAUCGCGCAUGCUUGA